Messenger RNA from Magallana angulata, 1943 nucleotides. Its product is annotated as G-protein coupled receptor 183-like. The record is from RefSeq and is a predicted model, not a curated record. Gene Ontology annotation, cellular component: membrane. NCBI's taxonomy places the organism in Eukaryota, Metazoa, Mollusca, Bivalvia, Ostreida, Ostreidae. The coding region runs from base 1 to 927 and encodes 308 amino acids. The transcript is spliced from 2 exons.
AUGCGUGGGUUCAAACAUGGAUCACGCAGUGAUCUCAACAGUACCUACAACAAGACAAAUUCCUCCUCAAUCGAAGUGAGUUUGAUUUCAGAAAAUAUACCAGUUUAUUUCAAUGGUGAAAAUGAUCUUCAAAUUUUGGUUGUCGUUAUAUCUAUAUUCGGAAUAGUCGGAAAUGUGCUCACGCUCUCUAAAAUUGUGUUGGACAAAGAAUACCAUUGCACGGUGUUUUAUGUCAUAGGCACUAUAAUAUUCACGGAUCUUGUAAACUUGUGUCUUUAUUUCAUUCAUGCAAGAAUACAAAUUGCGGACUUUAAGCUAGGAGAGCUUCCCUGUCAAGUGUUUCUGAUCGUCUUUUAUGGCGCCACUCAUUCAAGCGCAUCCCACGUGGUAUUGCUGUUCGGACUCAGAAGUUACAUGGUUUCAGAGCCAAUCAAGUUUAACAAGAUCACCAUUCGAAACAUAUUUUGUGCAUCAGCAGUGUUGUGGAUUCUGAGUGCAUGUUUUGCCGUUAUGUACUUCUUGCUUCGAUAUGAAUCUGGCAUACAGUCUUCGACCUACGUAAUCGUAACAUUCAGGGUCUACCUUAUUAUCAUCCCUACCCUCCUGAUUAUGGCUUUCCACCUAAGGAAGAUGCAUAGACUCAAAAGGCGAUCUAUGAGCAGACACAACGUUGAAACCAAUCUGAUCAAAAUGUCUCUGGUGACAACUGUCGUUCUCUUUGCCUACAUGUCCUCAGCCGUUCUGUUUCUGCUGUGUUAUAUUUUGUCGUUGUACAGUUUACGUUACUUGGAAAGAAACUUUAUGGUAGCUGCACAGUUCGCCUGGUUAAUAAACUGUAUUUUGAGCCCUUUUGUAUAUUUCAUUGCGGCACUGCGCGCUUGUAACUGUUUUAAAUACAUCAAGACAACAAUACAAGAUAAAUUAUGAAACCUGAACUAUUUCAAUUCAGCUUUGAUUUACAAAGAAUUAUCAAUAUGAAAAGAUCAAUUCAAAAGUCACAUCAUGUCAAUAUUAAUGUGUAUAAACGUUCAUCAUAUAAUUAAGAUACCUUCACCAGUUUAUAGUUUUCAAUUUUUAGAAUAUUUGACUUAAGUAUAUAUUCAAAAAAUGUUAUGAAAGGUAACAUUUAUAAAAGCCCCAGCGGUAUUCGACUUCAUGAUUUGUAGUAAAUGCUUCAACCCAUUGCGCCACGUUAUUAAUUAAAAAGUAUAUUGGGAAAGAAAAUAUUUGAAAAAGUACACUUAAGCUUGAUUUUCUUGUUUAUUUCAUUAGGAUUUACGUCACAAUAUGGAGGGGUCCAAAUUCACCCCUAAAACGGGUACUACAUAUUACGAAAUAGAGAAACUUAUAAUAUUUAUCUUAUUUUCUUAAAGGAACUUAAAACUCCUCUAACAAUUUAAUGACCAUUAGCAUCCAAAAUUGGGGACCUAUAAUUAACCACUCUUCAUUAUGACAUAACUAAACUCAUGAAGUGAUUAAGGAACAAAGAGUUUCUUUGUUAUAUUUAUUCCUGCACCGGUAUGUAAUCUGUGAACUUGUCUCAUGACUUCUUGAAAUUCGUUUACGAUAUAAUAACCAGUAACAUAUGCAUGAAUAAAAAUAAUAUAAUGUACAAUACAUAUUUCUUAUAACUACUCUAUCCUACAUACUAAGUAAAUGGACGAGUUAAAAUAAGUUUCCUUUCAAAAGCUCUGCGUGUAAACUAAAAUUGUGUGCAAUUCACAUGUAAAAUAUCUCUUUGCACAACAAGAAUAACAAAACAAAUUGAAUUGAUGGGUGUGAAACGGGAAGAUGAUUUUGAAAUCUCCCGAGAUAUUGCGCAUCGCGAUAAGGCAGAUGUAAUUUUUUUUUGCUGCUGUCGAUUAUUACUAUUUUUAUUUUUGUUAGAACGUUUUAUAUAUACAUGUAUCAAUAUAUAAUAAAGAAUGUAUUUUUUUUUUAAU